GUUACAGAAACACUAUGACGUCACUAGCCAAGGCGGUUUGAACAGUUUGAACCGCAAGCGCGCAAGCCUGCGUAAGCUCGCAAGGUUUGAACGCGACCACAGUGGCCUCGCAUCUGCUAGCAGCUUGAUCCGUAGGGUUCGUCGUGUUCCUCAUUCGUCACAACAUCUAAGGUGCAUCCAUCAUGUUCUACGUGCAUGAAAUUCUCCACCGGCGCAAGGGGAAGUUCGGGCUGCUUUGGUUGGCAGCGACCUCGCCAAAGUCUGUCCGCCAUGUGAAGCUCUUGAAUAUAUCCUUGGCCAAGCUGAGUGAGGACCUUCAGCGCGAGCUGACCAAAGGGAUUUUUGGAAACAAGUCGCUGCGUUUCUCCCUGCGGCUGUCGUGCCAGCUCAUCAUGGGGCUCUGGGUACUCUACCGCAGAAAGGCCGCCCUCGUCCGAGCCGAAGCGGAAGAGUGCCUGCAAAUGCUGACCAGACGAAGGCAGUUCAGGACCACCAGCAUUGAUUUGCCAAAAGCUAAGCGUCGGAAGGGUGUGACCGUAACAUCUGACGUGCCGCACGACUUUGGCAAGGUGUCCCACCCCGUCGCGGCUCCCGAGGAUUUGACUGCCGACUUGCCGGCAGGUGAUGAAGCUGCGGGGGCACUUGGGCUCACGGUGGACGUGGAGACAAUCACACUCCGCGAAGAAGUUCCCAUGACGCAGGACGACCCCCUGGAGAGAGAUGCGAUCCCUGUGGAGGUUGAAGAUGGAGGAAGCAUUCUGGAUGAGCUGGACAAGCUGAUGGCACUACACGAAGGAGAGCAGGCACCUGAUGCUGGAUUGACAGCCGCCUCUCCACAAGCAACUGUGGAAGAACUUGCCCGGCCCAUCUCACCCAUCCCCAGGGUUGAAAGCCGGACGCCCCCUCUUCCGCGAACGCAUCGUGCGAGCAGCCAGUCACCGAGAACGGGAGAGCCCACCGUAGGUGAGCCGGUCGAGGCCGUUCGAGCAGGGCCGACUGAGCCGCCAACCGGAGCCGAGCCCGAACGGAGGGCGGCCGAGGACGAGUUGGAGGAGGCCAUGCCCGUUGUUCCCGAGGCCGAGUUGCCCGCUGAUGCUAGCGCUCCUCUGGUCCAGCCAGACGUCGAUGCUGCGACACAGCCAGAGCAGGCACCGAGCCCUGCAGUCCCUCCUGCCCCGAGACCAAGGAGGCGCCGCGUUCCCGGGUCACCACCAUCCGGGGAGCCAGUACGUCGCCGCCGCCGGCGCUCUCAGGUCAUCAUCGAUCAGGAGACGCAGAUCGACAUGGAGACCAUGCGGCAGAACAUCCGCGACAGCAGUGCAGCGCCUCUUACACGGGACAUUGCGGUGCUGCCCACAGCGCAAGAUGCAGACACACUCUUCCGACAGCCCGGCCGUCGGCUGCUUUCCAAACGCCUGCUUGUGCCAUGGCAGCAAGUCCGGACAUUGCCCAGACCAGAUGACGAGGAGCCAGCCAUGGCCCCCGAAGAACCAGUUCCUGAGCCAGAGGCUGAGCCCGUUCCGGAGCCCAUGCCAGAGCCAGUUCCUGAGCCAGUUCCUGAGCCACUUCUUGAGCCACUUCUUGAGCCACUUCUUGAGCCAGUGGCUGAGUUAGCUUCUGAGCAAACGGUUGAAGCACAGGAGCUGCCCUCGGCUCAUGGCCUGGAAGUGGCGAGAGAGCCUUCACUGCAAGACACCUCAACUGCCAGCGGAGAGGGGAAACUGGCAGGAAGGACUUCCGUGGUUCCAUCGAUGACUGGGAUUCCUGAGGAAGAACAGCAAGCAGAAAUUCCUGGGGCCGAGGAAGACCAGCUGCCCAUUCCAGAGGGACCGGCACCGCCCGAGGACGAGCCAGAGCAGGCUCCCGUGGCACAAGUUGCCCCUCCCGACGAGACUGUGGUGCAUCCUGUGCCUGCAGCAGAUGCCCCCGUGGCGCAGCAAGGCUCCAUGUUGCGUGUGUGGGAUCGGCUGCAGCAGUUCAGCGACGACCACGGACUGUGCACCAUGGAGACGCUGGUCACACCGGACGCCUUCAACCGGAGAGCCGUGGCCAGCUGCUUCGGUGCGCUCCUGCGUCUUCACAAACGCCAGCUGGUGCACCUCAGUCAGGAUCAGCCAUACGGCCCAAUCGUGAUUGAAGUGAACCAGCAAGAACAGGGCACCCCACCAAUGGCUGGGCACCUCAGCCCCUGAGCGACCACCACACAACUAGCACUGGAAGCAGCGUCAGUGUGGGACUACAUUGGGACAACACUGUCUUUGUUGUCUCUCUUGACAGAUCAGGUCGCAAAUUUCAAAUAUCUCCCAAAAGUUGCCAUUUUCUGCAUCAUCAGUGUCGCCGAAGAGGCAGACACAAAGCCUUCUCUGUUUCUUUUUAAUGAUUAUGGGUCUCAGAUGAAGCAUUGGGCAAGGAGAGCGUAACAGCAAGAAAUGAGUAGAAACAGCAAUAUUCACAUAUGCAGCUUAAUAUAAAAACAUUGAAGAAUUGCUUAAAAAGAAACGUAUGCAGAAAUAUACUAGUAGGGUUCUUUGAGCUCUUGCUGCUGAGGUCUUUGUGUUGGAAGUACAGCUGGCAUUUUUUCUUGGUCUUCUUUUACGAUUGCUAUUUCUGGCAUCCUUGUGGAAAUGCAUAUUAAUCCACUUAGGAGGAGAUUCGGAUUCGUCCAAAAGUGAUGCAGAUUUAGUUGACCUAUUUCCCCGCUCAACACAAUGGCAAUAACUAUGAAUUGAACACUGAGAAACAUAAAAGCCAUUUACAGCAAGCUGCAGUGAUGUAACAACAGCCUCUUUCUUUUCUGUUUAUAUAUAUAUAUAUAUAUAUACACCAUGUUUUCCCUUAUGUAAAAUAACAGACGAAGGUGCUCAGAAACAUUUCUAAGCACUGGACAUUUUUAUGAUAGAUUUUGUAGCUGGUUUUAUCGGUCAGUUGAUAGCAUUUACAUUGCAUUCAUGUGACAUUUGUUGAGUGUAAUUUUGAAAUGCUACACUAAAUGUUAAAUAGUUAUCUAGUCAUUUGCCUAUUUUACAUUUUUAGCUUGUACUGAUGUCAGCACAUUCUUUUGUGCCAAACUUGUUUUUAUGAGUCAGCAUUUACCACAUGCUAUGUGCAUGAGUGAAUCUCAUGAUUUUAUGGUUUUAUGACAUGGUUUUAUGACAAGUCUCCUUGAGGUGCUGCAAACUGUUUUGUUGUUUAUUAACAUUGUCAAUUUUUUGUUUAUGAAGUUCUCCACUUGUUUGUUUUUUAUCUGACUUUGUGAUUGUUACCUGUGAUAAGGCACACUGAUGGUACUCAUAUGGACUUACCUCAGCGUUGGCCCAGCUGUGAUGUUUUCAGAGCUUCGAGAUACCGUUUUAAGGUUUUAUUUUA
Dermacentor albipictus is the source of this 3366-nucleotide messenger RNA. RefSeq names its product double-strand-break repair protein rad21 homolog. Gene Ontology annotation, biological process: sister chromatid cohesion; replication-born double-strand break repair via sister chromatid exchange. Gene Ontology annotation, cellular component: meiotic cohesin complex. Gene Ontology annotation, molecular function: protein binding; chromatin binding. The record is from RefSeq and is a predicted model, not a curated record. Lineage: Eukaryota; Metazoa; Arthropoda; Arachnida; Ixodida; Ixodidae.